Vitrella brassicaformis is the source of this 3546-nucleotide messenger RNA. NCBI's taxonomy places the organism in Eukaryota, Vitrellaceae. The record is from the annotation of a GenBank genome assembly.
UGAGUGAGUCAGUCAGUGUAUUGGUUCGUCUUCCCGUCACCGCUUCCGUGAGUGAACCGAUCGUUUGAUGUGAUGUGUAGCUCUCAUCCAUCCAUCCAUCCAUCCACAGCCGAUCCAAAGUCACACAGGCGGAAAUAAGACCCUCCCACUAAAGCAAGAGCACCAGCUGAGCUACCCAAGUCAACUAAGUGGGUCGGCCAGUCAGAGCACUCAGGCAGCCAGUCAGCUACACAGCGGCAAGACGGCAAGACGGCAAGCAAGACGGCAUCAAUCCCGUUUAUCUGCCUAAGUCCACCCUAUUCACAAAUCACCCAUUCUAAAUCACCCAUUGCUGCAAAGCUCUCUCUCUCUCUCUCUGUGCGUGUCUGUGUGUGUCUGUGUUUCAUCUGCCCGUGUGUCCUCCCCUCCGUCCUUCCCUCUAUCUCGGCGCCGUCUGUCUGUCUGUCUAUGUAGGUAGGUAUCUACUCCUUCCUGUACAGCAGCUUCCAUCCAUGCAUCCAUCCACCGCGAUCAUCUAUAGGAUGAUGCAGCACUUGGGUUUGGCUGCAUCGGGUGGCUGCUGCUGUGCCUGCACCACCGGCUGCGCAUACGACGUGGGCGCCACGGGGCCGCCGCCUGUGGUAGUGGUCACCUGCACGGCCGUCACCUGACCAGAGGAAAGGAAGGGACGCACAGAUACAGACAGAUACAGGUCGUGUGGUGUGCUCUGCGUGUGUGUGUGGUGUGUGGUGAGGUGACCGACCUGCAUGGGUGAGGCCUCUGCGAGUGUUGCUGUGGAUGUGUUGAACAGCCGCUGCAUGUCGCCCAUACAGUCCUACACCCACACACGCACACACCCAGCCGUCCAUCCAUCCAUCCACAAAUGUCUGUGCGUCUGUCUGUCUGUCUGUAUAUAUGUGUCUCGGCUUGCCUUGUACAUGGCCCCGUUGCUCGUGACGCCGAGGGCAUGGAAGCCCCAUCGGCCUGUGUGGCCGUCGCGAGCCACCUUGGAGAUGAUCAACGCUGAGCGACAUACGGCCAGACACAACACAUGUGCUCGCUUGGCCUGCCCGUCAGUCUGUCUGUCUGUCUGUCUGUCAGCCUCUUCACCCACCGUCCCUCCUACUCACCUCGUGCAUUGGCGCCCUCUGCGAGUUGGUAUCUGGCGAGCUCCUGCGUGCCGUCCUCCGCACGACAGUAGGGGUUGGCCACCUGCGCGAACGUCACGCCCUGAUUGAUACAUUGGGAGGAACGUACAUAUCACAACACACAUGUGGGGGUGUGGGUGUGGGUGUCUGUAGGUAUGUCUUCCGUCUGUGCGGUGUGCUCACAUUGGUGUAGAUGUUAAUGCAGAAGCUGCACACGCGCAUAGCAUACACCCAAGGAGAAUCGGAUGAGAGGAGUAUGGUCUUUUGUGUGUGUGUGUGUGUGUGUGAGUGUGAGUGUGUGUGAGCUUACAAGACUUGUGCCACCGUGGGCCCCAGGGCGUUGAGGUUGAUCACUACUCGCUCGUCAUCGCCCUCACCCUUGCCCUGACCACACACACACCACACAAACCCCACACAAAUGGCGUCUGUGCACUCGACACACGAACACCGCUCUGGGCAACGAGACGUACCGUGAGGUUGUCACCGCUAUGGCUGAUGGCACCCGCCUCGGAGUGCGGCGCGGAACUCUUCAGAUUGCCGAAGAACACCGCCUGACCGAUCGAUCGACCAAUGGACAGACAGCCACACAUGGACAGGACAGGACACACAUCAUGAUGGAUGUUGUGCGCAGCGCAUGCCCCCGUUCAGUUGAGCUCACCUCUAGGAAGUUGGCGUGUGUGUCGAAUAUGACGGCGCUGCAGUCCAGGUCCACAGUGCCGAACGAUGUGUCCCAACCUGCAGUGGAAUGCAUUUGCACACAUGGACAGACAGACAGACAGACAGAGAGGGGUGGGUGGUGUUGUUUGUGGUAGGGAUGCUUGAGGGCAGACUGGACCAAGCAGUCCACCCCUCAAAAGCCGACACAUCACUCUAGCACCCUAGUUUAACGUGACAAAGAGGGUCGGGACGGCCUCUUAGACGCAGAUAAUAAGUGCAGUGCACCCACACCACCCACAUGCGCCAGCCCCCGCCUUCCCCCGACAGCGUGUCGGGUGCUUGCGUACCUAGUCCACACGUGAUCUUGGGCAGCGCCGAGGAGAAAUCCACGACUGAACCUGCAGCCCGCACACGCCCAGGUACACGGCUGUGUGUGGUGUGGUGUGGGCUGGCGCCACUGCUCACCUUUCGACAUCUGGAAGUUGACUCGCUGCACACUCGGCGCAUGGGGAAUCAUCUGCCUGAUACACACCCUCACACACCCUCUUGUCCCCACCUCACCUCACACACCACACCCACUCUCCCAUCCCACCUGAUGACCCCGUUGAUGGCCGGCAGCACGUCCAUGAAGUGCCGCCCUUGCGCAGGCGCGUCGAUGGGCCGGAUGAGCCACGACCGGGCGCUGGGCGGCUGGCUCUGCUGCGAGGCGUUACAGUGCAGUGCUGAGAGGAUGAUGGCCGUGGCGUUGCCCUUGUUGCUGCCCAGGGGGUACUUGGCCACCGACGUGUGCGACACUUCGUCCAGCACCUGCAGCAGGCCUGCACUCAUAGCCAAAUGCAAUAACAGACAGCGUGUGUGUGGUGCCAGCGCUGCGUGUCUGCAUCGAUUCGUCCGUGCGUCCGUGCGUACCUCCCUGGACGUCAUUGAAUGACCCGCCGGUGUAGCAGCAGACGCACACGACCACCAUCUGCACGUUGGGCGGCAGCCGGCCGAAGUGAAUCGCAACCUUCUCUGCGAUAUGAUACCCGUCAGACACACACGACCCACACACGUGGGCAUCCAUCCAUCCAAUCACUCACUGCCUGAGUGAAUGACUGACCGUCGAUGCCCGGCACCUUGCCCUCAGUCUCGUCGCCGCUGUGCGUCUGCAGCACCGAACAAACAGCGCAACAGAAAAGAACAAGUGCGAUGCAGAAGCAGAAGCGGAGGCGCAUGUGUGUGGGAGUGUGUGUGGAUGUGGGUGUGGUGUUGCGGCCUUACUGACCACAGCCCUGCCGCAUGCCUUGAGGUUGUUGUAGUAGGCCGCAUCCACUAUGCUACCGGCGAAGUCAACGACGAGCGCCUGCACCUGCACUCACCAGGCAAACCAAUGCUAUCAAGCGACGCUGUCACCACUGCUAUCAAGCGUGUGGAUGGAUGCUCACGUCCAAGUCGACUGGCGCGUGUGCACCGAAGUCCCAGCUAAGAGCGAAUGAGUGGCUACGCGAAGGAUCUAUCGCGAAAUCCUGAGAGAGAUGCCGCAGACAGACGCAGACAGGCGGCGCAUCUCUCUCUCUGACGUGUCCAUGAAUCUGCCCUGUGCGGCCUGCCAUAGUGCAGCCGUGUGGCCCUCCCACUUGGCUUGGCUGACCUUGUUGGUCUCCAGCCGCUGAGCCGACGAAUCGUCAUACGGAGGCGGGGCGCUCAUUUCUUUGACGCGACUCACAGUUCCUUUGCCAACAGCGAUGCAACACACGCCCUCAAGGCAGAAACACAGCCGGAA